Messenger RNA from Daucus carota subsp. sativus, 2066 nucleotides. Its product is annotated as amino acid transporter AVT6A. Gene Ontology annotation, molecular function: L-amino acid transmembrane transporter activity. The record is from RefSeq and is a predicted model, not a curated record. NCBI's taxonomy places the organism in Eukaryota, Viridiplantae, Streptophyta, Magnoliopsida, Apiales, Apiaceae. The transcript has 6 exons. Gene Ontology annotation, biological process: amino acid transmembrane transport. Bases 258 to 1646 code for a protein of 462 amino acids.
CCAGUCAAUCAAUUAUCUUUUAUUCUAAUUAUUCUAAUUCUUCACCCUCAUCUUCUUUAACCUCUCUCUCAUUUUUAAUAUAUAUAUACAAGUGCAGCCAGACAUCCCCUUCAAUUCUUACACACACAAACACAUUGGUUUUCUGCUUCUAAGAGGUGUUUGAUACAUACCCAUUUUCUGCAUAUCAGGUCUAGUUUUAUUGAGAUAGAGGGAUUUGAGCUGUUUGUAUAUCAGAAAUUUUAAUUAGUUGAAAGAAAAUGACAAUCGGAAGCCUUAAACCAGCUAAAGAGAAGAGGUCGAGAAAGAACAAGCAAUUAAUUGCUGAUGAGAAAGUGCCUCUGUUACCGACUAAGCAAGUGGAAGAUGGCGGAUUUGAUGAAUUUAAUGGGGCUUCGUAUACUGGGGCAGUUUUUAAUCUGUCAACCACAAUUGUUGGUGCUGGAAUCAUGUCCUUGCCUGCAACUAUGAAAGUCUUGGGUCUUGCACCUGGAAUUGCUAUGAUUGUGUUUAUGGCAUUCUUGACUGAUGCUUCUAUUGAGAUGCUACUUAGGUUUAGUAGGGCUGGGAAGAAUACUUCCUAUGGAGGUGUUAUGAACGAUGCCUUUGGGAAGUAUGGGAGAAUGUUACUGCAAGUGUGUGUUUUAGUCAAUAACAUUGGUGUACUUGUUGUGUACAUGAUUAUAAUAGGUGAUGUGCUUUCUGGAACAACUUCAAGUGGCAUUCACCAUGCCGGUGUUCUGGAAGGGUGGUUUGGAGUGCAAUGGUGGAACGGGCGUACUAUUGUUCUUCUUGUCACAACUCUGGGAAUAUUUGCUCCAUUGGCAAGUUUAAAGCGUAUUGAUUCAUUGAGAUAUACAUCUGCAUUAUCGGUGGCUCUGGCGGUUGUAUUUCUAGUUGUCACAGCAGGAAUCACCGUCUACAAGUUGAUAAGUGGGGGCAUCAUGAUGCCCAGAUUGCUUCCUGAAGCUACUGAUCUCACUUCAGUCCUUAAACUAUUUACUGCAGUCCCUGUUCUUGUCACAGCAUACAUCUGCCAUUACAAUGUUCACACAAUAGAAAAUGAACUUGAAGACAGGAAGCAAAUUAGAGGAGUGGUAAGAUCUUCAUUGGCUCUCUGCUCGUCAGUGUAUGUAAUGAUAAGCCUUUUUGGGUUCCUUCUAUUCGGUGAUGCAACUCUCGAUGAUGUACUUGCAAACUUUGACACAAAUCUUGGAGUUCCAUUUAGCUCACUACUAAGUGAUGUUGUUCGUGUUAGUUAUGCUGCCCACUUGAUGCUUGUGUUUCCUAUUGUGUUCUUUCCACUGAGAUUAAAUUUGGACGGGCUCCUUUUCCCAUCUGCAAGGCCUUUGGUUUUGAGUAAUGUAAGGUUCGCAGUAAUCAGCAUUGGCCUCAUUGGUCUUAUCUUCUUGGGUGCCAACUUCAUACCUAGCAUAUGGGAUGCUUUCCAGUUUACUGGAGCAACUGCUGCUGUUUGUAUAGGAUUCAUUUUUCCUGCUGCUGUGACUCUAGGGGAUCAUCAUGGAAUAGCAACAAAGAAAGACAAGAUCUUGUGCAUCUUCAUGAUCGUACUAGCAGUCUUCUCAAAUGUGGUGGCCAUAUACAGUGACGCAUAUGCAUUGUUUAAGAAAAAUGGAACUCCUCAGUAAAUGUUAUCUUAUUACGGUGCUACGUAACGAGCAAGAUCUGUCUUCAUGCCAAGACAGUUCUCCACGCAGGAUUCCCUUGAUUGAGUUGGGAAUUCCAUUUUUCAGGGAGCUUGAUGAUGUGUGUGUAUUGUGUAAUAAGAAAAACAUAGUGCUCCUUGUUAUGAGGCUUAUUUGCCUUCUUAAAGCUUAUUUAGCAAUAAUUGUAUGUUUUGUCAUUUGGGGGUCUCAAAUCUCAAUGUUCCCUAACCUGUGCAUUAUUGUAUGAUAUCUAUGUUCAAAUCUAGACUGGCUGAGCAAUAUGAUGCUCACUCAUCUAUUCAACACUUCAUAUCAUCUUCAUAUGUAAUAUGCUGUCUCUUGUCAAAGCACUUCGUAAGGGGAUUACAGUAUAUUGGUAUUCUCUGUUCUAUUUUUGGCUUA